Gasterosteus aculeatus aculeatus (three-spined stickleback) is the source of this 2818-nucleotide messenger RNA. The record is from RefSeq and is a predicted model, not a curated record. NCBI's taxonomy places the organism in Eukaryota, Metazoa, Chordata, Actinopteri, Perciformes, Gasterosteidae.
AUGGUGACCUCACGACUCGGAGGUCGAUGGGUUCCCAUGAUCCUCGUGGGGAAUAAGUGCGACCUGGAGGUGGAGCGGGUGGUGGCCAAGGAGUCGGGCAUCGGCCUCUCCCGCCAGUGGAACUCCUGCGCCUUCCUGGAGACCUCGGCCAAGAGCAAGAUCAACGUGAACGAGAUCUUCUAUGACCUUGUGCGACAGAUCAACAGGAAGAGUCCAGUUCAAGGGAAAACUCGCAAAAAGUCCAACUGCCAACUUCUCUAAUAACAGUUUCCCGCCAACCUGACCGCCAACCAACCAAUCACAGGGCAUCUUCCAGCUGGCCACCCCCCCACCCACCCCUUAACUCAACCCACGUCACCAUCAACGUCAGCCACCUCUGACCCCUGUUGCCGUGACGACUACACCUCCCAUCCCUGUUCACCUCGCAGUCCAAAAAGACUGCUGCCUUGGAAACACGAAACCAAACUCCAAAAGACUGCAGCCGGCCAUGAUGAUGAUGAUGAUGAUGAAGAUAAUGGAAUGGAGGGGGUUGUCCAAACAACUGCCCGUUUCCCAUCAUGCUCUCUGCUAGGCCACUUUGCUGCUGGAGAGCGGCCUCUUGCCUUUACUUUGACCUGUUCAUUUUACUAGUUAUUUUCCAACUGGCUCCGGUUGAACCUGUGGAUCCAUUCAGUGAUUAUUAUUUGUAUUAUUAUUAUUAUUAUUAUGAUUCUGUGUGGGGAAAAAAAUAUAAAAGUCAUUUAAUGUUAAUGUUUUUAAUUUUGCGGGGUCCGGGGGGGUUAGCGGGUGCAGCAGGUCACAUGGUCAGUUCGCCGCGCGGCGCUAACUUCAGUUAGCUGACAGCUUGGCAAUAUCUAGAGAAAAUGCUAACUCUCCAAAUGUGCUUAUGGCCACGCCACAGCUGUAACUACGAGUACAACGCUUACGUAGCUUGGGGCGCCCUGGUUAGCAUAGCAGCUAGCAUUAAUCUAAGAAUAUCAGCGUUUUGUGGGGUGUGAGUAUUUUAAAUGCAUUCCUCAGCAGGACAGAAUGCUAGCUAUGCUAACUAUGUAGAGGUAUGUUCAGAAAGAAAGCCAAGUUUGUCAAUAUGGAAAAGCUAACAAAAGCUAAACAUGCCGCUUGUAAACAGCGAUGCGUUUCCAAAUAUUACUUUAGCAUGGCAACAGCCAAUGCCACUCGUUAGCGUAGCAGCACCGUGAGCUGCCUCCAGAUCUGCUUAGGCCGGACAUGUUGCCUUUAGACAGCCGACUCCUGUCCGUCCUGUGUGUGUCUUCUGUCGGGCAGCAACAGGUUUCGUUUCUGUGAUUAUAAAUCAUACUCACUAUGACCUGAAUAUUAAUGUUGUUACCUCAUCUGAGAGGGAAGCGCUGACCUCUCCUGUGUCCUCCUUCUAGUGUAAUACUCAAUGCUACCACCUUAGCAUACACUGGUCGGAGCGGUAGCAGCUCACAGCUAACACGCAAAAGUGUUGCGUCAAAGUAAAAUCUCAGUGUUGGUAGCGCGGCCAUUGAAAGGGCCCGAGAGAGACCGUAGGAUGUUGGCUUAAAGCUGAAGCCCCGCCCCCCAUAUAUUUGGGGGUGUGGCCUGUGAAGCAUCAGCCACAAAAAAAGAAGCCUUUUGCUUACCCGUCUUUGUGUGAAACGUGAGACCCCGUGAGUACUGCUCCGCACAGUUUUGUACUACCGGGAGUACUGCGUACGGUGCGGCACUGCCGUCAGUAUUGCGGUUCUCCCGCAGUACGUUCAGUCAUGUAGCAUGUUGAUGUUUCUGUCAGUACUCAGUCUGACCUCCGGGAGGCGCUGCGACUGGUUGCAUGCCCAGCAGGUCGAAGGGUCUGCUCGCAGCUGUGACGAAUCGUCGCAAAUAGAAAAACUGGUUUCAUGCUAACACGCUAGCAUGCUAACAAAUAGGCAGGCCGGUAUUGUGGUGACACUUUUAGGUGAGCUCAAUGACUCCGAGAUGUCCCGCCUUUUCUCAGCCAAUCAAAUCAGCGCCUGCGACCUCUUCGGCUUCCUGCGUCCGUACCUGCGGCGCAUUCGUCAGUCCGUUGUGACUUCUGUGGCAGUGAUGAUUGACAGCUCAGGCUAAACUUGUGUGUCUGUAUGUCUGCAGAUCAGAAGGCCUCAGUUGUCAGACAUUUUUUCAGAAUGGUACACUUUGUGAGAGUCUGACCUCGAAGACGUUCACGGUGUUGAGAUUGUGUGAGAGAGGUUUAAACUUUCUCGCUUCACCUUUUUCCUCAAACGAAUUGUCCGAAGGAUCUCGAUUGUUCUCUCGAGGUUGUCACUCUGGUUUCUGCAUACAGACGUCUCAACGUCUGACAAACGGUAUGGCGUAUUUUUUCACUUUUUUACAGCGGGGCUAGCAGGUUCCCUCUGGUUCCAUUCUUUGUGCUAAGCUAGGCUAAAUGCACCCUGGACCUAUUAAGAGAUUUAAGCUGUUCCCAUUUUAUUGUCUGUAAAACGAUCAGAAGUCUCACUGGAGGGCCGAAUGCGACCGCAGCAGAGAUGCAAACUGAGUCAUUUAAAGAAGAAAUGAUUUUAUAUUAUUGAAAUAAAUCCGCUUCGGUUUCUCUGUAUGGCAUGAUGACCAGUGAAAUGUAAAAGAAACCAGUUCAGCCAGUGCAAACACCUGAUUGAAUGAAUUUGUUUCCAGCCUGCUGAAUUGUCUCAGAGUUCUAACUGGUCGGCAAAAUUGGUCUGAACUGGUUUCUUCCAGUACAGAAAGCCACGGCUGGUGGUGGUGGGGGGGAGCCAAAUGUAAACUAAAAACUAAAACGCCUUAAAUGAAUAAAAGUGGUGCGAUUUUGUAACAGCAA